This is a messenger RNA of Aspergillus niger, 1056 nucleotides long. RefSeq lists its product as hypothetical. The transcript is spliced from 6 exons. The record is from RefSeq and is a predicted model, not a curated record. Lineage: Eukaryota; Fungi; Ascomycota; Eurotiomycetes; Eurotiales; Aspergillaceae. Bases 1 to 1056 code for a protein of 351 amino acids.
AUGGCCUGGGCGUCUAUUGGGCUCUGGGUCUCGCCGCAAGUGGAAAAUGCUAUGGGUAUGGCGCCUACGAAGGAGGAGCAGGAGGAGUUGGAUCGGAAAUUGGCUAUGGAGGCGGGUACCGUCGGCUACGGCAGUGAGGUUUGGGGGUCUGAAUUGAGACGUCAGCAGCCCAACAUUUGGUUAUCGCAGAAUCUUCACCAGCUCGUAAAGGGGGUCGGCCAUGGAAGACCAAUGUUGACACGACAAUACAGCCUUGUCAACACUCAACAGAGGGCUCGCAUGGCUGGUAAACUUCUCUUUCCAGAAAUUAAAAUCGACAUUGGGACCAUGGUCUCAGAUACUGCUCGGCUAUUGCAUGCAAGACUCCGAAGGCCCCAAUCUGCGACAUCGACUGCUCCAGGAAGAUGGGUGGGGCGGGUUGCAUCCCAUCGACUCGCCCGUGGGAAGAGUAGGGGGCGUGCAUGGAAGUGGCAGCGACUGGAGGAGCCCUGGCCGUUGAAAAGGGCAAGUCGACAAGUUUCAUACAUUGCGUUGGGCGCUGACGUUGGUGCGGUGAAACUGACGCAGAUUGGAUGCAACGGUUGCACAACGACCCGGAGAGUUGUCCAAAGGGACAUUGCGGCAUUCUCGUUGGCCGCCCCCUACCAGACCGUACUUCUGUCGGUCAAAAUUACCAGGCCUUCUGUGGCUUGCAAGGCUUUGGCCCCAUCAGUUUUGCCCGGGUCAUUCACCCCCCUCCCUUGUACGACGUGCAUGGUGGGCCAUUCUAGGGAAGCCAAUAUUGCCUCAGCAAUGCUUGAGUAUUUGGUAGCCAUCGGGGCCCCGCCUGCGGGCAUUACAGAGGUCGGAAACCACUGGAAAGAUGGUCUAUCAUUGCUUAAAUCCUGCAUAGCCUAUUGGGACGGACAAGAUUUCCAAGCUGCCGAGAUCUGUUGGGGGCUGAUAUCCAGACCCAAGGGAAACAAUAGUCGGCUUAGGAUGACUCCGGAACGUGCCGAGAGGCCCAAGGGUUUGGAAGGAGUGGCUCAACCAGACAGACGCGCCCGUCAGCGCUAG